This is a messenger RNA of Cynara cardunculus var. scolymus (artichoke), 3425 nucleotides long. RefSeq lists its product as uncharacterized. Lineage: Eukaryota; Viridiplantae; Streptophyta; Magnoliopsida; Asterales; Asteraceae. Bases 663 to 3272 code for a protein of 869 amino acids. The record is from RefSeq and is a predicted model, not a curated record. The transcript has a single exon.
CAAAUCACCACAAACAGAAACUGAGGUCAUCAUCAAAUGAACAAUUCAAGCUCUUUGCUUUUUAUUGAGUCUUCUAUGCACAAACUUACAGAAAGAAAGGAAGAUUGAAACCCUUUUUCAUGCAUCUCCAGAUUAUUAUUUGACACCCAUUUUCUUCUUUGUUUCUUUCAUCUUCUUGAUCUGUAAUUUGCUCUGUUUUUAGGGUUUUCAAGAUUUCUUGAAUCUUGAUUUCAGCUAGGGUUUGUAGCGUUUUGGGUAUGUUCUCUUUGGAAUUCAUCGUUUCUGUUAUGUAUUACCCAAAUCAGACAGCUGAAUUGACCAUUCUGUUAGGUGGGUUUUGUCUAUUCUUUUUUCUUGUUUUUUCCCUAUAUUUUGAGAUUUCAACUUUGUCCACCUCGUCCUCCAUCUUUGACGUCAAUAUUGUAAAGCUUUGAUCUUCUUUCUUCAUCAUCUGGGAGUUAUUUUUUAUUGCCCAUUUGAGGAUUUUGAUCUUUAAAAGCAAAAGAUUUGAAUUUGGGUAUGUUUAUAAAGUCAAUUGCCUUUUGGGUUUUGGAAUUAGGAUUCUAAACUCCAUCAAAAAAGAUUUGGGGAUUUGGGUUUAAUGUGAAUAAAAGUCAAACCUUUUGUUCUUGGUGUUAGGUUUGCUUUCUGGGUGCUUUUUGAUGCAUAUUUCACUAUGGAAGCCAUUAUCUCACUGUGCUGCUUUGUUCAUGGACAAGAAAAGCAAAGAUAGAAAUGGGUCAUCAGAUGAAAUCAUUAGAAACCCAUCAGUUGUUAGGAAAUUUCAAGAAAACAAGCUUAGAGAAGCUCUUGAGGAAGCUUCUGAAGAUGGGUCUCUGGUUAAAUAUCAAGAUUUCGAUUCCGAAUCCGUGGAAACCAAUCAAACCGUGGCGAAAUCGCGGUCUCUAGCACGACUCGAAGCUCAGAAACAGUUCUUGAAAGCAACUGCUCUUGCUGCUGAUCGAACAUUUGAAUCCGAAGACUCGAUUCCUGAUCUCCAGCAGUCAUUCUCCAAGUUCUUGAUCAUGUAUCCCAAAUACCAAUUAACAGAACAGAUUGAUCAUCUGAGAUCAGAUGAAUACUCUCAUCUUUCUGAUCAUGUUCCAAAGGUAUGCCUUGAUUAUUGUGGAUUUGGUUUGUUUUCAUUUCUUCAGACAGUUCAUUAUUGGGAAUCAUCUACCUUUAAUUUGUCCGAAAUCACUGCGAAUUUGAGUAAUCAUGCUCUUUACGGUGGUUCCAUAGAAGGCACCAUGGAACACGAUAUAAAGAUUCGAAUCAUGGAUUAUCUAAACGUCCCCGAGAGCGAAUACGGGCUCGUUUUCACCGUUAGUCGAGGCUCCGCUUUCAAACUUCUGGCUGAAUCGUACCCAUUUCAGUCGAACAAGAAACUGUUGACGAUGAACGAUCACGAGAGCCAAUCUGUUAACUGGAUGGCUCAGAAAGCGAAAUCGAAAGGGGCAAAAGUUCAGAGUGCUUGGUAUAAAUGGCCAUCACUUCAGCUCUGUUCUGCUGAUUUAAGAAAGCAAAUUUCAAACAAAAAGCGAAAGAAGAAGAAAUCAGGUGCCGGUUUGUUUGUUUUUCCGGUCCAAUCGCGAGUCACCGGAGCGAAGUAUUCAUAUCAAUGGAUGUCGUUAGCUCAGCAAAACAAUUGGCACGUUUUGCUGGAUGCAGGAUCUUUAGGUCCAAAAGACAUGGAUUCUCUUGGAUUAUCUCUGUUUCGACCGGAUUUUAUCAUCACGUCGUUUUACAGAGUAUUUGGGUAUGAUCCGACUGGAUUCGGGUGCCUAUUAAUCAAGAAAUCCGUGAUCGGAAGUCUUCAGAACCAGCCGGGACAUGCCGGAUCCGGGAUAGUGAAGAUCAGUCCGGUUUUUCCGUUAUAUCUGAGUGAUUCCGGUGAUGGAAUGCCGGAAUUGGCUACGAUAGAAGACAAUGAGCAUGGUGAAAAUGGUGAAGGACCAUCUGGAAACCACGGUGGUCCACGGUUGCCCGCGUUUUCUGGCGUGUACACUUCCGAUCAAGUGAGAGAAGUCUUUGAUACAGAAAUGGACCAUGAUACCAGCUCUGAUAGAGAUGGGGAGAGCACCAUUUUUGAAGAAAGUGGGAGCUUUUCAAUUCCAGAUGUAAUGAAGAGUCCAGUUUUCAGUGAAGAUGAAUCGUCUGACAACUCGUUAUGGAUCGAUUUGGGUUCGAGUCCAUUGGGGUCCAAUAACCACCGGGGUUCGACCUCACCCUUACCGCCGGUUUGGUUUUCCGGCAAGAACAGAAGAAAGCAACUUUCUUCUCCGAAAACAACCUCAAAGAUCACCAACAGUCCCGUAGUUGAUAAAGAAACAAACCAUGGAAUGUUGUCAUUUGAUGCAGCUGUGAUGUCGGUUUCUCACGAACUCGAUAGUGUUACAGAAAUCCAUGAAGAACCCUUCAUGGAAACGAACCAUCUUCAUGGAAUUGAAGAAGAAACAAAAACUAAAACCACCCAAAGAAGCUCAAAAGUUCCAUUGGAGUCGAAGGAAAGUGCCAUUCGAAGAGAAACUGAAGGCGAUUUCAGAUUAUUAGGAAGAAGAGAAGGAAAUAGAUUUUCCGGUGGUCGAAUCUUUAGUACGAAUGAGAUCGAAGAACACAACGAAUAUCCUGAAAGAAGGGUUUCAUUCAUCAACGAAGAUCACAGUAAACAGUUAGAUUUCUUGGCAACAAAUAUGGAAGAUGAUGAUUUUCUGAGCGAUAAUCAAGAAUCGAGCAGACGAGAACCGGAAAUAUCGUGUCGUCAUCUUCGCCAUGUGAACUUAUUAGGUCUCAAUAAAACCACUCUUCGAUUACGGUUUCUGGUCAAUUGGCUCGUGACCUCACUGCUACAGCUUAGAAUUCCCAGCUCAAACGGGCGAGAAAACACGCGGCUCGUUCAUAUUUACGGCCCCAAAAUAAAAUUCGAAAGGGGUGCUUCAGUGGCAUUCAAUCUAAGAGACGAAAACAAGGGUUUAGUCGAUCCAGAAGUCGUUCAGAAUUUAGCAGACGCAAAUGGGAUCUCUCUUGGUAUCGGCAUUCUAAGCCACAUACGAAUCUUGGAUGGUUCAAGACCGAAUCUUGAAGAUAGUACAGUUUACAGGCGAACGGAGAGCGGAGGGCGAAAUGGGAAAAACGGGUAUAUUCGAGUCGUGGUGGUGACAGCUUCUUUGGGUUUCUUGACCAAUUUUUCAGAUGUGUAUAAGCUAUGGGCAUUUGUUGCAAAGUUCAUGAAUCCAGGUUUCGUGAAGGGUGGAGUUACAACAGAUGAAUAAUGAAGAGUUGUAUGUUUUGGUAUGUAAUUUGUAUGUAGAGUUGUAGGGAUGAUGAGAUGCAUGAUUUUUUGUUGUUAGAUACAGAUUGUUAUAUGCAUAGUUGACUGUAUAAAACUUCAGGUUCUUCAUCAUAAUGAAACUGCAUUUUGACAA